Physella acuta is the source of this 874-nucleotide messenger RNA. RefSeq names its product dynein axonemal assembly factor 6. Gene Ontology annotation, biological process: axonemal dynein complex assembly. Gene Ontology annotation, molecular function: dynein intermediate chain binding; protein-folding chaperone binding. The record is from RefSeq and is a predicted model, not a curated record. Gene Ontology annotation, cellular component: cytoplasm. Lineage: Eukaryota; Metazoa; Mollusca; Gastropoda; Physidae.
UAUUAAGUAACAAUAAUUUAAGCUGUAUUUUUCCCAAUUUAAAUAAGUUAAACGGUAGUUAAACCUAAAGAUUGAUAGAUUUAUAAAGAAGGAUCUCAGUUUUAGUACAAUAGCUCUUCAUAUAUUUUCAAAGUUGACAUUAAGUUCAUUUUACUACUCUCAAGUUUAAAAAAAAGACUGAUCAUUCACAAUGAGUUUUACACCAUCAAUGAUCGAGAACCUGGUGGAGCUUUUUCAUGAUGAAAAUGAAAAUUCAGACAGUGAUGAAGAUAGUCCUACAAAAGAAACAUUCUCCAAGUUUGGUCCAGGUCAUAUUGGACCAGAGAAAACAUCUGAAGAUAACGCACCAGUGCAGAAUUCUGACAGUAAAGAUAUCUGGUCAGAAUCUGAAGUCCCAGAAGGUUCUGAAUUUGAUGUAAUAGAUGAUCCUAGACCUCAGCCUGAGUAUGAUAUAUUGUAUAGUCAAGCAGUCACAAGCGAGGAUAUAUUUUUACAAAUGGGUAACAAGACACCAGCUACAUCUAGCUGUGAAAAUAUGACAAUAAAAAUCAAACUUCCAAGCACAAAAAUGUCAGAGGUAGAAUUAGAUGUCAAGUCAAAGUUUCUUGAUUGCCGUACACCAAACUAUAAACUUGGGCUGCAUUUACCUCACCCUGUUGACCACAAGAAUGGCAAAGCUCAGUGGGACUCUAAAACAGAAACUCUUAUUGUGACUUUAAGAAUGGUCAGAGACUUUGACGAAUUUAACUUCUAAAAAAAAUUAGUGCAAUGGUGUAUUGCAUUUAUGCUGGUGCUCAUAGUGUUGGCUGUAAGGCAGCAAUUUAGUCUGAGAUAAAAGUGUCUGUCAUUGUAUAAAGCUGGUUAUAUAUAUAUA